AUGGAGCAGACCAAGGCGCUGAACGCUCUAGAGCCAUUCCUCGCGCUCUCAAAAUCAGCAACCUCACACCGCGCCGCCGCCGACCUCGUCACUCGCGCAACCUCCGCCCCAAACACCUUCCUCUUCACCGAGCUCCUCCAGACGCCCCAGAUUCAGGCCCUCGCCUCCGACCCCGAAUUCACACCCUACCUCACCCUCCUCCAGAUCUUCUCCUACGGCUCCUACGGGACGUACAACGCCGCCGCCAACCUCCCCGCCCUCAACGACACGCAGGCACUCAAGCUCAGGCAGCUCUCGCUCAUAUCCCUCGCCAGCGACCGGUCGAGCCUGUCGUACGAUGCCCUCCAGAGAGCGCUGGGCCUCGGCUCCGCUCGAGAGGUGGAGGAGCUCGUCAUCACAGCUAUAUACGCCGGCCUGCUGCACGCCACCCUCGAUCCCGCCCGCCAGGCCGUCCAGGUGACGAGCGUUGCGCCCCUCCGCGAUCUCGCCCCCGGCACCAUCCCAGACAUGAUCAGCGCCCUGCAGAACUGGGCCGGCCGCUGCCAGUCUACGCUCGGGGACCUCGAGGAGCAGAUGAACAGUAUCCGCGCUGCGGCCAUCGCGCGGGAGACGGAGAAGCGGACAUCGGAAAGCAUGUUCCAAGGCGUGAUUGACAGCUUGGGAGACUCGGAUAAGGGUGGUGUCAGCGGCAUGCUCUCGGCUUACUCGCGGGAUAAUCUAGCUCGCAGAGCGCUCAGCAAGCGCGCCGUGGCGGAAGGCCUGGGAGCAGGUACGCUCGCCGAGUCGAUGGAGCUUGAUGAUGCGUCUGCGGCGGAUGAUCUGGCCAAGAGAGCCGGCAAAAGGAAGUUGUAG
Trichoderma citrinoviride is the source of this 852-nucleotide messenger RNA. RefSeq lists its product as hypothetical. The transcript has 2 exons. Lineage: Eukaryota; Fungi; Ascomycota; Sordariomycetes; Hypocreales; Hypocreaceae. The record is from RefSeq and is a predicted model, not a curated record. Bases 1 to 852 code for a protein of 283 amino acids. Gene Ontology annotation, cellular component: COP9 signalosome.